Molecule: messenger RNA, 635 nt
Organism: Erinaceus europaeus (western European hedgehog)
Lineage: Eukaryota; Metazoa; Chordata; Mammalia; Eulipotyphla; Erinaceidae
Gene: MRFAP1
Product: Morf4 family associated protein 1
Exons: 2
Coding region: 141-488 (115 amino acids)
Source: RefSeq, a predicted model, not a curated record
CCAUUUUGUCGGCCGCCUCCCCGCCCGGCGGUCGCGUCCGCGCCUCCGCCGCCCCCGCCGCCCCCGCCGCCCCCGCCGCCGCCGCCGCCGCCGCCGCCUCUCGCAGCCAGCGGGUCGGGCGCGGGCCCGGAGGCGCGGCCAUGCGGCCGGUGGACGCGGAGCAGCCGGCCGAGCCCGAGGAGGUGGAGGAGCUGCGGCCCGAGGAGGACUUCGAGCAGUUCCUGCUGCCCGUCAUCCGCGAGAUGCGCGCCGACAUCGCGGCGCUGGCCGGGCCGCGCGCCCGCGGGAAGCUGUGGGCCGUGGAGCACGUGCUGCUGCGGCUGCAGACGCAGGUGGACGCGUCCGAGGGCAGCGCGCUCAACCACCUGCCCGCCGCCGCCCCCGCGCCCCGGCCGCCCGCCGACGACGACAAGGCGCGGGAGGCCGCCCGCAUGGCGGAGAUGCUGGUGCAGCUGGUGCGGCGGCUGGAGAAGGGCGGCCCGGCCUGAGGUCCGGAGAAGCCGCCCCGCACGGACGCCGCCGGACCCGGAGGACGGACGGCCGGACGGACAGACGCACGCACGCACGCACGCACGCGCGGCCCCCGCCGCCCCCGCCCGUGUCGCCGCGCUAAUUAUUAAAUGUCGUGGCUCGCU